AUGUUGUACAACUUGUCAAAGGCCGUUCUGGCGCUUUCUGUGCUGGCUGCCAGCGCAGAUGCUGCAGGAAUUCGGCUGGAAAAACGUGCAUCCACCUUCGACUAUGAAACUGAGAUGGUCCGCGGCGUCUGCCUCGGGGGCUGGCUUGUUCUAGAGCCAUGGCUGUCACCGGGUCUCUUCGAUGCGGCCCCGGAUGGCGCCGUCGAUGAGUGGACAUAUACCGAAAUUCUCGGCCAGGAUGAAGCCAAGGCUCGGCUGAUCGGCCAUUGGGACACCUUCAUCACCGAGCAGGAUUUCUUCGACAUCGCUGCUGCUGGCAUGAACCACGUCCGCAUUCCCAUCGGUUACUGGGCCGUGGAGGCUCUCCCAGGUGACCCAUAUGUGGACGGUCAACUCGAGUAUCUUGACAGGGCCAUUGAAUGGGCGGGAGCAGCCGGUCUCAAGGUCAUUGUUGAUCUGCACGGAGCUCCGGGCUCUCAGAAUGGAUUUGACAACAGUGGGCGCAAAGGAGCCAUCCAAUGGGGCCAAGGAGACACUUUAGGCCAGACCGUCAACGCGUUCCGGAAGCUGGCUGAGCGCUACGUCCCCAGCAGUGAUGUGGUUACCGCCAUCGAAGCAGUCAAUGAGCCAUUCAUCCCGGGAGGAGUCAAUGAGGACCAGCUGAAGGAGUACUACCAGCAGGCCUACGACAUUGUGACGCAGAUGAGCCCUGAUGUUGACCUGGUGUUCUCAGACGGCUUCAUCAACCCCACCCCCUGGAACGGUUUCAUUAGCGACAGUGGCAACAUUGUGAUGGACAACCACCACUACGAAGUGUUCGACAUCAACCUGCUGCGGAUGAGCGUCGACGACCAUGUGAGGAGUGUUUGCGACUUUGGUCGCACGCAACUUGCCCCCGCGACCAAGCCCGUCGUUGUGGGUGAGUGGACCGGUGCUAUGACCGACUGUGCGCGUUAUCUGAACGGCCGUGGCGUUGGGGCGCGCUAUGAUGGUGCGAUGGGCGGUGAAAGUGUCGGCGAUUGUGGCCCCUUUAUUCAAGGCAGUGUGAGCGACCUUUCUCCUGACGACCAGAAGAACAUGCGCCGUUUCAUCGAGGCCCAGCUGGACGCCUGGGAGAUGAAGAGCGGCUGGUUGUUCUGGAACUGGAAGACCGAGCAGGGUGCCCCUGGUUGGGAUAUGAAGGACUUACUGGAUAAUGGAGUCUUCCCCUUCCCUCUGGAGAGCAGAAAGUAUCCCGGACAGUGCGGCUAG
Molecule: messenger RNA, 1251 nt
Organism: Aspergillus terreus NIH2624
Lineage: Eukaryota; Fungi; Ascomycota; Eurotiomycetes; Eurotiales; Aspergillaceae
Gene: exg1
Product: glucan 1,3-beta-glucosidase
Exons: 3
Coding region: 1-1251 (416 amino acids)
Biological process (GO): glucan catabolic process
Cellular component (GO): extracellular region; cell surface
Molecular function (GO): glucan exo-1,3-beta-glucosidase activity
Source: RefSeq, a predicted model, not a curated record